AUUGAUGGGGCCAAGUCCAUAUAUUUGUUUAUUGAAAAUCUGAAUUGGGCACAAUAUAUUGACCCAAACCCAGUAGCAAACUGAAACAAAAUUAGGGUUUUUGACGGGUUUCAUCAUUUUCCAAUUGCAGCCCUAAAACCCCAAAUCUCGAGCUCGAAUUGAACACAACAAGGGAAAACCCUAGAAUUUCUGUUCAUUUUGGAAAUUGAUGGAGGGUUUGAAAGAAUGCGAGGCAAAUUUGGUCGUGCAUUUGCACCCGUCGAAGGCUAAAUCCGCGAGCGAAGCCAUAUUCAGCGAGCUCAGCUCUCUGCUCUUCACGUACAGUGAAACUUUUGGAGGAGUUGUGUUAGCUUAUGAUCCGAAUAUUCGUAGUAACUUGGGAAAAGUUUUACCUGGAAUUCAUCCUCAUUUUGGCGUUAGUUUGAAAGCUAGAUUGUUGCUCUUCAAUCCCAAGCCUAACAUGCUCCUUGAGGGAGAGGUGGUUAAAAUUACUCCACAGUCAAUUCAUGCUGUGGUUCUUGGGUUUUCUUCUGUUUUUAUCGGAGACGAAGACAUUCGUGACGAAUUCAAGCAUAAAAUUAAAAGUGGGAAGGAAGAAUACGUCAGUAAAUCUGAUAAGAAACAUAAGAUCAAAGUCGGGACUAUUCUACGCUUCGUCGUGAAGAGCUUCGACGAAGAUAUACUUCACAUAGUGGGAUCAAUUGCCGAUGACCGUACUGGAUGCGCUCGAUGGAUGAAUAAAAAUUUGGACAAAUGGACUCAAUCCGAUAGUACCACUAGAAAAACGAAAAAUGUAGAUGGAGAAGGUCUGCAAACUUAGUUGAGCGUAAACUACACAGGUUCGAUCAUUGCAUUAGUUUCGGGUGGUGAGUAUCAAAUUGGAUCGGGACACAACAAAAGGUGGAGGUAGUAGAUUGAUUACCAUUAUGCAACUAACCAUUGUUGUGCAAAAGAAUGCUCUGCAAUUAACAAUCCCUUUUUUUUUAAUAUAUAAUUUAUAUAUUGUAAUAACUCACAACUCAACGAGUAAAUUUUUGUUAUAAUUAUCGCUUUGUCAAAUCAUAGUUUCUUUCGUACAUUGUAUCGUAAAAUUAGAUUUCCAUUUGUCUGAAACAUCGAACAUGGAAAAUUUAGAUACUUAAGAGCAGAUCUUUUUUGCUUUUGCUUUUGCUGAA
Molecule: messenger RNA, 1175 nt
Organism: Erythranthe guttata (spotted monkey flower)
Lineage: Eukaryota; Viridiplantae; Streptophyta; Magnoliopsida; Lamiales; Phrymaceae
Source: RefSeq, a predicted model, not a curated record